AUGAUGUUCAGCACGCUGAGUUGCAUGUCGGUCGCUUUGGGGCUUGCCCCUCUGGCAUCUGCCGUCGCCUUCCCUGGGGCCGUCGGUUUCGGCGCAGUCUCCACUGGUGGCACAGGCGGUACGACUUGCCAUGUCACCAACCUCAACGACUCGGGCUCGGGCUCUUUCCGCGACUGCGUGAGUGCGUCCAACCGGAUCGUCGUCUUCGAUGUCGCCGGAUACAUAAAGCUGAGCUCAGCCGUCUCCCUCUCAAGCCACCUGACGAUCGAUGGCUCGACAGCUCCUAGCCCUGGCAUCGGGAUCAUGGCUGCCGAAGUCUCGGGCAGCGGCAAGAACAACAUCAUUAUCAACAAUGUGAGGUUCCGGCAAGGCAGCUUGGACUCGCAGACAGGCCAAAGCGCGGUGAAUUUUGGCAAGGCUUCCAACAUCAUUCUGGAUCAUUGCUCGUUUGCGUAUGGCCAAUGGGAUAGUAUCGAUGGCGUUGGGGUAGUGAAUUUGACCGUGUCAAAUUCAAUCAUCGCAUUCCCCAUCGGACAACAAUUCGGGGCACACAUCGAAACUGGACCUUCUACCUUCUUCGGCAACCUUUGGGUCAGCGCACACAACCGUCAGCCGCUGUCCAAGGAUGACACACAGUACAUCAACAAUGUCGUCUACAACUACCAGGCAGCAUACACAGCGGCAAAUACGGGUGGAAGCUUCUCCCAUGACAUUAUCAACAACUACUUCAUUGCCGGGCCCAGCACGACCAAGGCUGACAAUCGGUACUACCAAAUGAACGCGAAUCAGAAGGCAUACGCCACUGGGAACUACGGAGAUGCCAGCCUGGAUGGAGUGCUAAAUGGCGCACAAGAGAACAAGAUCGGGGAUGCGGUGGUCCUCAGUUCACCCUGGGCUUCAUCCUCUACUGGGAUGGUGAAGUGGACUGCUGCUGAUGCCGUUACUAAUGUUCUCGCUUCGGCUGGAGCGGUGCCCCGGGAUGAGGUUGAUGCAUUGGCUGUGAGCCAAGUUAAGUCGUAUGGGACAGCUGGGAAAAUCUAUGGGGAUCAAAAGGACACUGGCCUGUCCAAUGGUGGUUAUGGCACUCUGUGA
This is a messenger RNA of Diaporthe citri, 1092 nucleotides long. RefSeq lists its product as uncharacterized. The record is from RefSeq and is a predicted model, not a curated record. The coding region runs from base 1 to 1092 and encodes 363 amino acids. The transcript has 2 exons. NCBI's taxonomy places the organism in Eukaryota, Fungi, Ascomycota, Sordariomycetes, Diaporthales, Diaporthaceae.